AUGCCAACUUCUCAGCAAUUUGGUGAAACACUUGUUGCUUGCAGGAAUGAAGGAUUAAUGAGACUUGAGCUUACUGUUCACUCUCCUGAGUUGAAAGAAGUAGAAUGGAACAUAAACUUAAUUGCUAGUACACUGGAGUUUCUUAGUGAUUGUAGGACAUUUGCAACAUCUUAUGAAAAGCAAUGGAUGGCACUAGUUGAUCAGAUUUAUAACAAAAAUAUGUUAUGCAUUUACUUCCAUAAAGAACAUGCUCUUGGUUACUGCCAUUGGUUCAAUAGGACAACUAUGAAGAAACAAGGAAUAGCUAAAAAGUUGAAAGAGAAUGAGGAUGUGAUGACUGUUGUUUCCAAUCUUACAUUUAAUGGGCACCCAACUGUUCUUCUAACAUAUGCUACCAGCAGUGGUCCUGUUGAAUCAGAAGUUGUUCUAAGAAGAGAUAACACAAACAUCACCAUUGUUCCAAGUCAGAGGAAUUCUUUCUGGCCUGUUGCUUCAAGAGAAAGACAACAACACACAUUUGCUGAAAUGGGACUUGUAAACUAUCGUGGGAUGCAUAUUGAUUGGCUAACUGCUCAACAAGCAAGAGAGAAAGUUUGUCUCUCAACUCUCUCAAGUAUUAGUGAGGAUGCUGAUGACCUAGGAAUAGAUGAUCUUAUUGCUGAUAUCAGCAACAUUGAACUUGAUGAUCUAGAACCCAUAUACAUAAGAGAAAAUACUGAUCUUAGGCCAGCUAGAUACAAAGUUGCUUAUAACAUACUUCAUGCUGGAGAUGAGUUCCUAGUUAGUCAUUAUUUCUUAUAUACUUUUAGAGGGUUGCCAUUCUACUAUCUAGAUAUCUAUAUGAUUCACAAUGAAGUAGUUAGCAGUACUCACACUCAUAUCAAAAUACAAGCAAGUAGUCCAUUUGGUGAAUAUAUUGCUUCUAUUAUUGGUGAACCAAAUCAAGAAGUAGUACUUAAAGUAGCUAGAAUUCAUAAUCGUAUUAUCCAUAUUGCGAGGAUCUAG
Molecule: messenger RNA, 1005 nt
Organism: Linderina pennispora
Lineage: Eukaryota; Fungi; Kickxellomycota; Kickxellomycetes; Kickxellales; Kickxellaceae
Exons: 1
Coding region: 1-1005 (334 amino acids)
Source: RefSeq, a predicted model, not a curated record